Messenger RNA from Striga hermonthica, 1299 nucleotides. NCBI's taxonomy places the organism in Eukaryota, Viridiplantae, Streptophyta, Magnoliopsida, Lamiales, Orobanchaceae. The record is from the annotation of a GenBank genome assembly.
AUGAGAAAUAAUGUUUUGCCCUCUCUGCACCGCUCUUCCUCUCUCUCUAAAAAGCUCUCUGGUCUGGUUAGGGUUUUCUCUUGCGCCGAUUUUGAAGUCAUCCGAUUCCGGAGUGAAUAUCUCUUUCGCACCUCCGCAUACUUCACCCUCAGGGAGAAUAUGGCUAUGGAAAUCACGCAGGUUCUAUUGAGUGCCCAAGCUGUUGAUUCAGCUGUAAGGAAGCAUGCAGAAGAAACUCUGAAACAGUUUCAUGAGCAAAACCUUCCUGCCUUCUUGCUGUCCCUUUCUGGGGAGCUUGCUAACGAGGAGAAGCCUGUGGAAAGCCGUAAAUUAGCAGGUUUGAUUCUAAAAAAUGCCUUGGAUGCCAAGGAGAAGCACAUGAAGCACGAGCUUUUCCAAAGAUGGCUAUCGUUAGAUGUUGCUGUGAAGGGACAGAUCAAAGCAGGCUUGUUACUGACCCUCUCUUCUGCUGCACCGGAUGCUAGGUCGACAGCAUCACAAGUCAUUGCCAAGGUUGCGGGCAUUGAAAUGCCACAUAAGCAGUGGCCUGAGCUAGUAGCUACCCUCUUAUCCAAUGUUCAUCAGGUCUCGCCCCAUCUCAAGCAAGCCACCCUUGAGACGCUGGGGUAUAUGUGUGAAGAAGUGGAACCAGAUGUUGUCGAUCAAGAUGAAGUAAAUAAGAUACUCACAGCUGUGGUUCAAGGCAUGAAUGCUAACGGUGGUAAUACUGAAGUCCAGCAUGCUGCCACCCGGGCUUUGUACAAUGCGCUUGGGUUUGCCCGGGCAAACUUUUCCAAUGAUAUGGAGCGUGACUACAUAAUGAGGGUUGUAUGCGAGGCCACUCUAUCGCCUGAAAUCAAAAUCCGGCAGGCUGCAUUUGAGUGUCUGGUCUCAAUCGGCUCGACUUAUUACGAGCAGUUGUCUCCGUACAUACAAGACAUCUUCAACAUCACGUCCAAGGCUUUCCUGGAUGAUGAGGAGCCCGUCGCUCUUCAGGCAAUUGAGUUUUGGAGUUCGGUCUGUGACGAGGAGAUUGAUAUUCUGGAGGAGUAUGGAGAUGAUUUCACUGGCGAUUCUGAUGUCCCGUUCUUCAAUUUCAUCAAACAGGCACUGCCGGCACUUGUUCCUUUGUUACUUCAGACGCUUCUUAAGCAAGAAGAAGAUCAAGACCAGGAUGAGGGCUCGUGGAACCGUGCGAUGGCCGGUGGAACUUGUCUUGGCUUGGUGGCACGUACAGUCGGGGAUGAUAUUGUGACCGCUUGUGAUGCCGUUUAUAGAAGAAAAUAUAACGAAACCUGA